This is a messenger RNA of Oxyura jamaicensis (ruddy duck), 1393 nucleotides long. RefSeq names its product actin gamma 1 (gene ACTG1). The transcript has 6 exons. Bases 144 to 1271 code for a protein of 375 amino acids. The record is from RefSeq and is a predicted model, not a curated record. NCBI's taxonomy places the organism in Eukaryota, Metazoa, Chordata, Aves, Anseriformes, Anatidae.
UCUCGGCCGGGGGGGCGGGGCCUCCGCCCCCUGGGUAUAAAAGCGCGGGGCUGGCAGCCGGGCGGUCUCACUCGGCCGGCGGCAGCGGACCAGGCGGCACCGCGCUCCUCAGCUCCGCCAGCAGCAUCCCCGCAGCCCCCGCCAUGGAAGAGGAGAUCGCCGCGCUCGUCAUCGACAAUGGCUCCGGCAUGUGCAAGGCCGGCUUCGCUGGGGACGACGCCCCCCGCGCCGUGUUCCCGUCCAUCGUCGGCCGCCCCCGGCACCAGGGCGUGAUGGUGGGCAUGGGGCAGAAGGACAGCUACGUGGGUGACGAGGCGCAGAGCAAGCGUGGCAUCCUGACCCUCAAGUACCCCAUCGAGCACGGCAUCGUCACCAACUGGGACGACAUGGAGAAGAUCUGGCACCACACCUUCUACAACGAGCUGCGCGUGGCCCCCGAGGAGCACCCGGUGCUGCUCACUGAGGCGCCCCUCAACCCCAAGGCCAACCGCGAGAAGAUGACGCAGAUCAUGUUUGAGACCUUCAACACCCCGGCCAUGUACGUGGCCAUCCAGGCCGUGCUGUCGCUGUAUGCCUCUGGCCGUACCACCGGUAUUGUUAUGGACUCCGGGGACGGUGUCACCCACACCGUGCCCAUCUACGAGGGCUACGCUCUGCCCCACGCCAUCCUGCGCCUGGACUUGGCUGGCCGUGACCUGACAGACUACCUCAUGAAGAUCCUGACAGAGAGAGGCUACAGCUUCACCACCACGGCCGAGAGGGAAAUCGUCCGUGACAUCAAGGAGAAGCUGUGCUACGUCGCCCUGGACUUCGAGCAGGAGAUGGCCACCGCUGCCUCUUCCUCCUCCCUGGAGAAGAGCUACGAGCUGCCUGACGGGCAGGUGAUCACCAUCGGCAAUGAGCGGUUCAGGUGUCCAGAAGCCCUCUUCCAGCCAUCCUUCCUGGGCAUGGAGUCCUGCGGCAUCCACGAGACCACCUUCAACUCCAUCAUGAAGUGUGACGUGGACAUCAGGAAGGACCUGUACGCCAACACGGUGCUGUCCGGCGGCACCACCAUGUACCCCGGCAUCGCCGACAGGAUGCAGAAGGAGAUCACAGCCCUGGCGCCCAGCACGAUGAAGAUCAAGAUCAUCGCCCCGCCGGAGCGUAAGUACUCGGUCUGGAUCGGUGGCUCCAUCCUGGCCUCGCUAUCGACCUUCCAGCAGAUGUGGAUCAGCAAGCAGGAAUACGAUGAGUCCGGCCCAUCCAUUGUCCACCGUAAAUGCUUCUAAAUGGACUGCUAGCAGGUGCGCCGCAUCUGCUGCAUGAGUUGUCUCACUAGUAUAUGUUUGCCCAGGCAAAUCUAUACACCUCAUGCUAGCCUCAUAAAACUGGAAUAAGCCUUCUUUCAAAA